AAAUCUCAAAGCCGGUCUUUCUCACUCAACUGCUCAGCCAGAUCCUGGCUAAGAUCUCGGUUAUCUUCAACGAAACAACUUUGGUUCCGGUCCACUGCGGAAAGUUCUUCUCUUAACAGGCGUUGUAAUGGAUGACACAGUGUGCUACAUAAAAGCGGAAUACCUGGUGCCACGCCUACCGGAGGAGAAAAAGACAGAAGACCCCCAAACGGCUCCGGUUUCUGCGACGAUAGAAGACCACCAACCGGCUCCGGUUUCUGCGACGACAGAAGGCACGGGCGAACCUCCAUUGAAAAAGGGUCGUUUCGACAAGAAGAAGAAAAACCGAGGCCAGAACAAAAAUCGGGAUCUGCCGUUUAAAGAGCAGGACGAUGCCCGCCUCUGUAAGACCCUUCUGGAUGGUAAAUCUUCUAACGAAAAAUGCGUAAACUCCCGCUGUCGGUUCUCGCAUGAUCUGGAGCGAUUCAUUCAGUUGAAACCGAAAGACAUUGGCGAAAGUUGCUACAUCUACUCGUUGAAGGGAUACUGCAAUUUCGGAGUUACGUGCAGAUUUGCCGGUGCCCAUCUAGAUGAGGAGUUGAAUAACAAAAUCGGCGAUGGAGUUAAGCGAGGGAACCAUAAUUUGGUCAGCAUGUGCUUGAGCUUCGACCUGCAGAAUCAGCUGCGUAAGAAAAGCUAUGAUUAUAGUAAGAGUAACAAGAUCAUAUCGAAAUUCGAGAGGCUGCAGAAAGAAGCCAAGGAGGAAGUGGAAGAGCUGAGCGGUGACACACCGAAGGCAAAACGCAUCGGGUCCUGUACGGACGAGGAUGUUAUAAAGGUGCGAAGUGAAGAACGGAAGAAGAUUAACUUUAAGGAUAAGCUCUAUCUAAGUCCACUGACCACUGUUGGCAAUCUUCCGUUCAGACGGAUCUGCAAGGAGUACGGUGUUGAUAUUACUUGCGGUGAAAUGGCCUGUUCAGUACCUAUUAUCAACGGUAUGAUGCAGGAAUGGGCACUGACGAAACGACAUCCGUCGGAAGAUUUGUUCGGAGUGCAGAUUUGUGGCCACAAUCAGAAAUUGGUAUCGUACGCAGCUCAAGUUGUAGCCGAACAUGCCGAGGUGGACUUUAUCGAUCUGAACCUUGGCUGUCCGAUUGAUUUGAUUUUUAACCAAGGAGGAGGAAGUGCACUGCUCCGACGGAAGAAUAUCUUAGAAGUAAUGAUUCAGAGUUGUUCUAGAAUACUGGCAGAUUACGAUAAGGAAUUUACCGUGAAGACCAGAAUGGGAAUUUACUCUAACAAAUAUGUGGCGCACGAGCUAAUUCCGCAGUUUGAAGAAUGGGGUGCAAGUCUGGUAACCGUUCACGGCCGGACCAAAGAGCAACGGUACACUAAGAAAGCAGACUGGGCUUACAUUCAGCAGUGUGCAGAGCAAGCUAAGACCAUUCCCAUAUUCGGCAAUGGAGAUAUUUUCAACUAUCAAGAUUAUCUGGAUGCGAAAGAACGAGCCCCUAAACUGUCCGGUGUGAUGAUCGGAAGGGGAGCAUUGAUCAAGCCUUGGCUGUUCCAGGAAAUAAAAGAGCAAAAGGCGCUCGAUCCGUCCAGCAGUGAGCGCAUGGAGAUGUUGAAACGUUACGUAAACUAUGGUCUGGAACACUGGGGUAGCGAUACCAAAGGCGUUGAAAAUACUAGGAGAUUUUUCCUGGAAUGGCAAUCGUUCCUAUAUCGAUAUGUUCCCUACGGUCUACUGGAGAAGCCACCGCAACAGAUAAAUCAACGACCUCAAACCUUCCGCGGCCGUGACGAUCUGGAAACACUAAUGGCCUCCCCCAACUGUGCGGAUUGGGUCAAACUGAGUGAAAUGCUACUUGGCCCAGUACCGGAUGGUUUCAACUUUGUACCCAAACAUAAGGCAAAUUCCUACUGAAGACCAUGUUCCUACGUUGCAGGUAGGUAGAAGAGAGGCGUUGUAAAUUAUGCAUUACUUGGUGUAACUUUAAAACUUGAAAUCAAACAUGCGGUUGACUGAAUAAUAAGCCAUGCAACGGUAGAAGAU
Molecule: messenger RNA, 2035 nt
Organism: Ochlerotatus camptorhynchus
Lineage: Eukaryota; Metazoa; Arthropoda; Insecta; Diptera; Culicidae
Gene: Dus3
Product: Dihydrouridine synthase 3
Exons: 4
Coding region: 128-1906 (592 amino acids)
Biological process (GO): tRNA processing
Molecular function (GO): flavin adenine dinucleotide binding; metal ion binding; tRNA dihydrouridine synthase activity
Source: RefSeq, a predicted model, not a curated record